AUGUAUCGCAUUGGUGGAUUAAAGUCAGAAAGAGCCGUCUCAUCGCCAGAGGUUCAUCUCUCAUCUCCAAAGCUACAUCAUCUUCCCCAUUUUUCAGAGUCAUUAAUCACUAGAACUUCAUCUCUCAUCACCGGAGCUACAACAUCUUCCCCAUUUCAAAGCUACAACGUCUUCCCCAUUUUCAGAGCCGUUAAUCACCGGAGCUUCGUAGCUUCAUCUCUUAUCACCGGAUCUAUAGUGUCUUCCCCAUUUUUAGAGUCGUUAAUCAUCGGAGCUUCAUCUCUCAUCACCGGAGAGUUGGAUCUAGUGUGGCGUAGGCUAAUAAAUAUUGCAUUGUUAGAUGGUGAGGAGCACAUUGAGGAGGUGGUGAAGCUGAUUAUUUUGUUCUUAUUCGGUUAUGUGUUGUUUCCCCAAGGCAAUUCGAUGGUGAGAUCCUUCUGGGCUAGAUAUGUUGAUGAUUUACAACGUAUUAGUGAUUAUGCCUGGGGUAAACGCGUACAUGAAUUCUUGGUCGGUGGUCUUGAUCAGUUUGUUUCCCGUUGUGGUGCUGGAUCGAGUGGAGGAUCAUCCUCGUAUAGCGGCUGCCUAUUUGGAUGCAGCGCUGUGUUGAUGGCAUGGCUUUACAAGCACACAACGCUAUUCAGUCCUUUAGUUCCUGAUGCCAGUCCUUGUCUAUUUAAGUGGGGGAGCAUGGGUAUCAGUGGAAGCUGAAGAGAGCUGAUUUGUUGAAGAAAGCUAGGUUAUUGAGGUUUUGAACCCUACUAGCAAGGAGAUGGCCUUAGUGAAGGUUCGGUCAGAGGGUUGUGUAGGUUGAAUUAAUGAUAUUUUUUUUCUUUACAGUGGAGUCCUUUAUGUGAUCCAAGUACAUGGUAGUAAUUAACCUUUGGUGUUCAUAUGUAGUUUAUAGACCGAGGGGACCAUAGUGUGGGUGAGGAACCAUUUUCUGAUAGAGAGGAUGCUAGUCACGGGUGCGGUUGGUGUGGGCAAAAGUUAUUAUUAGCGUAGCAUACAUGUUUUGACUUAUAUACAAGUUAACUUAUUGUUAAUGUUGAAAUUUGUUAAACUACUUCUAAUUUGAUUUUUUAAGGGAUUUUGCAAAUCUUGUGUGGA
This is a messenger RNA of Nelumbo nucifera (sacred lotus), 1110 nucleotides long. NCBI's taxonomy places the organism in Eukaryota, Viridiplantae, Streptophyta, Magnoliopsida, Proteales, Nelumbonaceae. The record is from RefSeq and is a predicted model, not a curated record.